UGCCUAAAGACGUCUGUGUGUACAAUAACACUGAGUAUAAGGUUGGAGAAGUCCUAACUCACGAAUGUGUAACUGUUACUUGCCAUAAAACUAAUGGCUUGUUUCAGAUUAUGGAGAACAUCACAGAAUGUGGUUCACAAGACUGUGAUCCUGGGUUUAAAUAUGAGAUAAAAGCUGGAGAGUGCUGUGGAGAGUGUACACAAGUGGCCUGUGUUUAUGAUGCACCAAACAACACCAGACAGACUCUCAAGAUUGGAGAAGUCCACAGUUACAAAUGUGAAACACUUGCCUGCCGUGAAGUCAAUGGCUCACUUAUGACUGACAGGAGCUCUGAGAAGUGCUCUUACUCGAGUCAAAGUGACUGUGAUCCUGGGUUUAAAUAUGAGCAAAAAGAAGGAGAGUGCUGUGGAUCAUGUACACCAGAUACCUGUGUUUAUGAGACACCAAACAACACCACUCAUAGUCUCAAGGUACAUUUAAAAACAUUGUCAAACUCAAUCUACUCUUGUUCUUCAAUCUUCAUGGAGUCUGUCUUUUGUUAG
Molecule: messenger RNA, 542 nt
Organism: Pimephales promelas (fathead minnow)
Lineage: Eukaryota; Metazoa; Chordata; Actinopteri; Cypriniformes; Leuciscidae
Source: RefSeq, a predicted model, not a curated record